AUGAUCUUGAAUAAGAACUUAGAGCCUAUUACAAGCAUGUUGAUAAUUUCGGCACUAAUGCUCAAGGUAUUCACAACUAUAUACCAUGUUCUUAUUAUUACUUUAUUAGUCAUGCUGGAUUGCCAUACGGAUUAUGCCAAGAUUCUAAAAGCCUUUUAUAAAGGAACAGAAUACUAGGAAAUGAUAGAGCAGGCAGGCUAUGUGCUUGAAAAUUCUUAGAAGCUGAUGUAGGACAUUUAUGAUAUGGAUUAGAUUUUGCAUUAAAUGUGCUCUAAGCUCUUUAAAAUCACUAAAAAACUCAAGACAUAAGAAGAAUAAAGAGAAGAAGCUAGAGUUGCCUAUGAUCACUACAGAAAUAAACUCUAAAAAAUGGAAAAAACUCAUGCUAAGUCUACUGAGGCUAAGAAAAUAGAUGUUUACAAGAGAAAUGUUGAGAAAUUUAACAAGUCUAAAUCUGAAUUUGACACUGAAAACAGCAAGUUAGAUAAACUAAUGGAGCAAAUUUAGAUAAAAGGAGAAGUAAUUAUUGACUAAAUCUGCAUUAGGUUCACCUGUGAAGUGGAGAGCAAAUUCUUUAUUUAGCUUAAUAAAUCAUUUAAGAAGUUAGAGAUUAUUGAGCAACAAAUGACGGAAAUCUCAUAAUAUUGA
This is a messenger RNA of Stylonychia lemnae, 648 nucleotides long. The record is from the annotation of a GenBank genome assembly. NCBI's taxonomy places the organism in Eukaryota, Ciliophora, Spirotrichea, Sporadotrichida, Oxytrichidae.